Messenger RNA from Bacillus rossius redtenbacheri, 1585 nucleotides. RefSeq lists its product as uncharacterized. The record is from RefSeq and is a predicted model, not a curated record. Bases 45 to 1424 code for a protein of 459 amino acids. The transcript has 2 exons. Lineage: Eukaryota; Metazoa; Arthropoda; Insecta; Phasmatodea; Bacillidae.
GCAUCAGUCCUCCGUGGUGAUCACAACACUUCAAGCGUUUCGCCAUGAGAACUCUUUUGGUCUUAUCUUUUCUUUGCCUGGCACUGCUCGCGAGGGCGGAGGACAAGGACGACACCAAGAAUGAGAAGCAGGUGGAGGCCAGUGACAUCGCGACGGGGGAGAGCAAAGAAGUGAGAAAGACGGAAAAGCGCGGGCUGUUCGGCCUCGGUGACGGCGGCUUCGAGGGCAGCCACAGCUUCGGCGGCGGCUACGGCGGCGGCUACGGGGGCGGUCAUGGCGGCGGUUAUGGAGGCGGCAUUGGAGGCAGCUACGGCGGCGCCUAUGGGGGCGGUCAUGGCGGCGGUUAUGGAGGCGGCAUUGGAGGCAGCUACGGCGGCGGCUACGGCGGCGGCUAUGGCGGCGGCUACGGCGGCGGCUUCGGAGGAGGCUACGGAGGCGGCUACGGAGGAGGCUUCGAGAUCGGCCGCCAGAAGACGGUGACCGUCACUCACAAGGUUGGCGUCCCAGUGCCGCACCCCUACCCCGUGCACGUCCCGGUCGUCAAGAAGGUCCCCUAUCCCGUCGAGCACCCGGUGCCCUACCCCGUCAAGGUCCCCGUCGAGCGGCCCUACCCCGUCCACGUCCCCGUCCACAAGCCCGUGCCCUACCCCGUGGAGAAGCCCGUGCCCUACCCGGUCAAAGUCCCCGUUGACCGCCCCUACACGGUGCACGUGCCCGUGGAGAAGCACGUGCCAUACCCCGUGCACGUGAAGGUCCCCGUGCCCCAGCCCUACACCGUGCACGUGCCCAAGCCCUACCCCGUGGUCGUCGAGAAGAAGGUGCCGCACCCGUACCCCGUCGAGGUGAAGGUGCACGUGCCGCAGCCAUACCCAGUGCACGUGAAGGUGCCAGUGGCCGUUCACGUCGACCGCCCCGUCCCCGUCCACGUCAAGGUGCCUUUUGACAGGCCGUACCCCGUGCACGUCAUCAAGCCCUACCCGGUGCCCGUCGAGAAGAAGGUGCCCUACCCGGUGGAGAAGGAGGUGCCGUACCCGGUGAAGGUCCCCGUCGACAGGCCGUACCCCGUGCACGUCAUCAAGCCGUACCCGGUGCCCGUGGAGAAGGAGGUGCCGUACCCGGUGGAGAAGCCCGUGCCGUACCCCGUGCUGAAGGAGAUACCGUACCCGGUGAAGGUGCCCGUGGACCGGCCGUACCCGGUGCAGGUGCCCAAGCCGUACCCUGUGCACGUGGAGAAGGAGGUGCCCUACCCCGUCGAGAAGGAGGUGCCGUACCCGGUGAAGGUGCCCUACGAGAAGCCUGUCCCCGUGCCCUACCCCGUGGAGAAGCCCUACCCCUACCCCGUCAAGGUGCCCGUGGCUGUCCCCGUGAAGAGCCACUACCACCACCAACCCCACUACGGGAGCGAGCACUCGGGCUACGAGUGAAGCUCUGCCCGUGCACCUCCCAGCAUUCACACGCAUCUCAACUCUCUCCACCAUCGGCUUCCGCUUUAGGAGGCGCGUUCACUUCGUCUCCACUUGUAUGUACUUCUCUGUGAUAAUUUAUGUUUGUAAAAAUACGCAAUAAACUUCGAUACUUGUUCAAU